This is a messenger RNA of Myotis lucifugus (little brown bat), 1045 nucleotides long. RefSeq names its product metabotropic glutamate receptor 5-like. Gene Ontology annotation, cellular component: postsynaptic density membrane. Gene Ontology annotation, molecular function: adenylate cyclase inhibiting G protein-coupled glutamate receptor activity; G protein-coupled receptor activity involved in regulation of postsynaptic membrane potential. The record is from RefSeq and is a predicted model, not a curated record. The annotation marks the transcript as partial. Gene Ontology annotation, biological process: regulation of synaptic transmission, glutamatergic; G protein-coupled glutamate receptor signaling pathway; trans-synaptic signaling by endocannabinoid, modulating synaptic transmission. The transcript is spliced from 2 exons. Lineage: Eukaryota; Metazoa; Chordata; Mammalia; Chiroptera; Vespertilionidae.
ACGUGCUCCCGGCGCUGGCGCGGGAGAGGAGCGAGCGCCAUCGUCGCGGGCCCCGCGCUCUCCGCCGCCGCCGCCGCCUCCAUCGUCGCCGCUAGCGCUCCCGUCGCCGCCGAGGCCGCUCCCCGAGCGCAGGAAAGCCCGCGGGGAGCCGCUAGCCCGGGGCGCCCGGCUCAGGGUGCGCAGCUGGUUUUGAAGAUCAUGAUCACGUGGAUUCAUCUAACUAAACGGUACCUGGGGACAUGGUGGUCCUUUAGAGAGCACAUCUAAAUUACUGGCUAAUUUCUUGGUUUGCCACUCAGCGUAGGACAUUGUUUGAUUCUCUCUAUCAGAACUCUCCUACGUUUUCCCCACCAUGCUGUCUUUAUUAGCUUGAACUCCUUUCCUAAAAUGGUCCUUCUGUUGAUCUUGUCAGUGCUGCUUUUGAAAGAAGAUGUCCGUGGGAGUGCACAGUCUAGCGAGAGGAGGGUGGUGGCUCACAUGCCGGGUGACAUCAUUAUUGGAGCUCUGUUUUCUGUCCACCACCAGCCCACCGUGGACAAAGUUCAUGAGAGGAAGUGUGGGGCAGUCCGAGAACAGUAUGGCAUUCAGAGAGUGGAAGCCAUGCUGCACACCCUGGAAAGGAUCAACGCAGACCCCACACUCCUGCCCAACAUCACACUGGGCUGUGAGAUAAGGGAUUCCUGCUGGCACUCGGCUGUGGCCCUAGAACAGAGCAUUGAGUUCAUCAGGGACUCCCUCAUUUCUUCGGAAGAAGAAGAAGGUUUGGUGCGCUGUGUGGAUGGCUCUUCCUCCUUCCGCUCCAAGAAGCCCAUAGUAGGGGUCAUUGGGCCCGGCUCCAGUUCUGUGGCCAUUCAGGUCCAGAACUUGCUCCAGCUUUUCAACAUACCUCAGAUUGCUUACUCGGCAACAAGCAUGGAUCUGAGUGACAAGACUCUGUUCAAGUACUUCAUGAGGGUCGUGCCUUCAGAUGCCCAGCAGGCUCGGGCCAUGGUGGACAUAGUGAAGAGGUACAACUGGACCUAUGUGUCAGCUGUGCACACAGAAG